Corythoichthys intestinalis (scribbled pipefish) is the source of this 3248-nucleotide messenger RNA. Its product is annotated as transcriptional regulator QRICH1-like. The coding region runs from base 449 to 2869 and encodes 806 amino acids. The transcript is spliced from 12 exons. NCBI's taxonomy places the organism in Eukaryota, Metazoa, Chordata, Actinopteri, Syngnathiformes, Syngnathidae. The record is from RefSeq and is a predicted model, not a curated record.
AACCGAAUUGCCUGUUUUCCACAUCAGGAAAUCAUUCCGUCCUUUGCUAUUACACUGAAUAAAUCACGAAGACCGCAGUUGCAUGUCGUUGUCUUUUGACCGCUCACAAUGCUUAUGGAUGAGUAACAAUUGGCUUUGCUGGAGGACGACCGAGUUAGUUGUUUAUGGAAAUCAAAAGCCGCCUGGAUUUCAGCGUGAAAAAAAGAAGACGCAGACGUCAGAGACCUCCACGCCUGCUCCCCUAUUCCUCGCCGCCGCUGUUAAAUUCUUAUUGCAAACUAAUCGUAGCAUUGAAGGUGGAAUUGCAGCGUCUGCCGCUGCAUGGACUGCACUACGGCUCGGAUGGCAUGCUGCUAGUAGCUGGUAGACGAUUAUCGGCUUUUUAGUUUUAAACGGCGUGCCUUGGCGGAAAGGAGAGGAUUUCGUUUUAUUUAAGGGUCAACUGACAAUGAACGAGCAGGAAGCUGGUGUAGUCUCAUUUGACGAAUACGUGCGCCAGAAGGCUCGAACUGUACCCCAGCACAGGAUGAAGGAGUUCCUGGAAUCCCUCUCCAAGGGGGAGUUCAGUCAGCAGGGAGGGGCGACCACCACCACUACCACCACCACUACAGCCAUGGUCUACCAAGAGCAGACCAACAACUGUGUCUACACUGACAGCACAGAGGUGGCCGGCUCGCUCUUGGAGCUGGCUUGUCCAGUACAGCUGACCUCAGCGGAGAUUUCACCUCAGCUUUCCAUGCAUUCAGAACCUGAACAGCAGCUACAAGUGCAGGUUCAGAUCCAGGAGCAACCUGUCUUGCAGAUGGCCACUCAACAGGAAAUGCAAGGAAUUUCAGCUUCUCAACUUGUACCGCAGGAAGAUCUCACAGAAGAGCAGCAGCAGCAGAUUCAGGCACAGCUGGUUGCGGCCGUAAGCGGUGAGCAACAGAUUCAGUUAGCAAGCGGUCACCAAAUCCAGCUGCAAGGUACACAGCAGAUUCAACUUGCGGACGGCCAGCAUAUUCAACUGGAGGCCGGCCAACAGAUUCAGCUACAAGACGGACAGCAGAUUCAGCUGCCGGAUGGUCAGCACAUUCAACUGCAGGGCGGCCAACAGAUUCAGCUACAAGACGGACAACAGAUUCAACUGCAAGACGGACAGCAAAUUCAGCUUCCGGACGGUCAACACAUCCAGCUGCAAGGCGGACAACACAUUCAGCUACAAGACGGACGGCAGAUUCAACUCAUGGGAGGGCAGCACAUCCACCUACAAGAUGGACAACAGAUACAAUUACCGGACGGACAACAGAUCCACAUCCAAACCAUAGAGGCCAUAUCACCUUCACAGCAACAGAACUCUCCCAGGGAGACAGAGAGGCGGCCCGGUAACGCCUCAUCUGUUCUUCCACCCGCCAAGAAGCGCAAAGUUGAUACUCCCUUGACUGUGUCCUACACUGUUCCUCAAGGGCAGCAAGUAGCCACGGUCAUCGCAAUCCCUCAAGGGCAACAGCAAAACUACGUGUCCCUGCGGCCUGAUUUGCUUACAGUCGACAGCACUCAACUGUACAGUGCCACAGGAACAAUCACUGGCCCCACAGGGGAGACGUGGACGAUCCCCGUCUACUCCACCGCUCAACAGCAGGGUGUGACUCACAUUGCCAUACCGCAGGAGACGUACAACACAGUGCAAAUUGCCGCUGCCAACGGCAAGACUGGUUCCUCGGCAAGGUCCACUGAUGUGCAGUCCGUGUCGACUGCGACGCAAGAAGAAAUCGUGCAGACGCUGUUUCCCGCUCAGUUCAUGAAUGGGAACAUUCACAUCCCAGUAGCUGUCCAGACUGUCGGAGGGACUUAUAAUACGACGCAGUCAGUGCACAUAUGGGACCCAAAUCAGCAACAGAGCCAAGAUAAUGGAAAUGAACAACUCCAGCUUCAGGAACAAGGAGAGGCCGAUGCUAAUGCUGAACAAUCUGCAGAAAUUCUAGUUCCAAUUUCCCUUAAACCAGAAGAGGGUCUGGAGGUAUGGCGCCUUUGGGUGAAGCGGAAAAAUGAUGAGCUGAUUAAGCAGGACAAGACAAAGCUGGCACCGAUUGGACGUCGCCAACCGCUGCGUUUUCAAGACGACUUGAUUUCCAGCGCAGUAGCCGAGCUGAACCUCGGUCUUUCGCUGAUGACGCAAGAGGCCCGAGGAUCAGAGGAAGAACAAUUUGCUCCAGAUGUUCUUUAUUACGUCUUCCUUUGUAUACAAAAGUACCUCUUUGAAAAUGGACGCGUGGAUGACAUUUUUGCUGAUCCAUACUACACUCGAUUCUGUGAGAGUUUACAUAAAAUCCUGACUGGCUGGAAGCCCAGUGUCCAUCCUCUAGGUUACAUCAUUCCGAGUCAUGUGACAGAAGAGAUGCUGUGGGAAUGUAAACAACUUGGUGCACAUUCACCUUGGACUUUGUUAACCACGUUGAUGUACUUUAACACAAAGUGUUUUCGUCUGCUCACACCUGAGCAGCACCUGAAAGUGGCCUUCUCUAAGGUCUUGAGACACACCAGGAAAAACCCCACUAAUGCAAAGGACAAAGCAACUAGUAUCCGCCUUCUGAAAGGGCAAAGUUCUCAUAAAGGAUCGGAUGAUCUAUAUGAUGAGCAGAUCGAGGAUCCAGAGAACCCACUUCGGUGUCCGAUCAAACUUUAUGAUUUUUAUCUAUUCAAAUGCCCGCAAAGCGUCAAAGGUCGUAACGACGUGUACUACAUGACUCCUGAGCACGUUGUGGCGCCCAACAGUCCCAUGUGGUAUUCCUCUCAGCCCCUCACGAGUAAGCAGGUGGAGCAAACGCUGGCACGCAUCCUGGUCGUUAGAGAGAUCCAGGAGAUCAUCGGUGCCGCGUCCGAGAGUUAAAAGAGCGGAACGACAUGGAGCAAGAGGAAGAUUGUUCAAUUCCAUCACUGAUUGUUGACUCAGCUUCCCUUUGCUCGGCUCAAUAAACAUGCCGCCUCAACAAUCAAAUGGAGAACCCAAUGAAUGAAUCAUUGAAGCUCUCUGAGAAAUUGUGCAUUACUGCGUUCAAGACUUGAGGAAAAAACUUUAAAGUAUUGUCAACAUGAGGUUAUUUAACCAUUUACUUUUCUUUAACCUCAUGUUUUGUUACCAUGCCAACCUCCUCGCAGGGACCACUGCUCACGUUUUUGUAUUGUGUUGAUAUGUACAAAGAUAACCUUGUGCCUGUUUUCAAAGUGUUUGAUCUAAUAUGUUUCGAGAUAAAGCACUAAAUUGUCUU